CCACUCGACUCUUCUCUUGGAUCGCACCCACCCAGCGCAAUGUGACAUGUGGAAUAAAAAUAACAAAAACAUUCGAAUUGGCGCUUAACCACCAGCCUGAUUUCGUAUUAGAAUUUGAGGGUAUUUAAAUUUUCUGUACAUGGACGUUAAUUUGGAUUGCGUUUGCCGGUUUUGCUUGCGGCAUCGCGCCCGAAUGUGGCCGCUUAGAGCGUUGUACGAGCAGCACCCUUCGUUUCUCGAGAAGGUUUAUCAGUGCACUCAGAUCAGCAUAAUUGAUGUUGACGAGUUGCGUAGCUUCGUGUGCCUUAGCUGCUACCGUAACAUCGAACGAUUCUGUGCCUUCCGCGAAAUGCUACAAGGCAACCAGAACGAUUUCCUAGAGCGCUUCCGCUUGGAGCAGCAGGAAGUGCCCGAAGAAUCGGACGAAAGCGGAAGUGAUCACCAGCAAGUACAACUGUCCUUCCACUUUUUAAGCGACGUGGAAGAUUCGGAGUACGAUUCAGACGUACCGGUGAAAGAGCGCCGCUGGGAAGGCUCGGCCCAGAGGCUUGAUGACCAGCAGCAUGAACCGGACGAUUUCGGUUUCGAUGACGAUUGGUUGGACAAAAAUUUAUUUCGCGACCCGAGCAUACCACCGACCGAAAGCGAUGACGAUUCCGCCCCUGCUGAGACGAUAAAAUGCGAAGUGUGCCUUAUGAGAUUCCCGCACCGGACUAGCGCCGGCAGUAGAGAAACAAUUGAUGAACAUUUUUGCGUUUUACGUUAGCAACACUUUUAAUACAAAUUGAGCUGGUUUUCAAUUAGUAUUUUAUGCUGAAAAUCAAAUUAAGUAUACUCAGUUUAUUCUAUACUCAAUAUAUAUUCAACUGAUUAUCUGUUUUA
Molecule: messenger RNA, 882 nt
Organism: Wyeomyia smithii (pitcher-plant mosquito)
Lineage: Eukaryota; Metazoa; Arthropoda; Insecta; Diptera; Culicidae
Exons: 2
Coding region: 140-766 (208 amino acids)
Cellular component (GO): nucleus
Molecular function (GO): zinc ion binding
Source: RefSeq, a predicted model, not a curated record